GGGAGUCAGUGGGGCAGAGGGAGCCCCUGGCUUGGGGCUUUGGUCUUUAGAAUAAAAUAUGAACUCUCCCCAGGCUCUCCUCCUGGGACCCUUCCUGAUCCUCUGGCCUGGUGCCUGACCUCCCUACUUGGGGCAAGGAGAGUUCCCGGCUUGGAAACUCCAGCUCUGUUGCUGAAGGACAAGAGACCCUGUUCCCAGAAGUGUUCGGAAGGAGAUGGCAAGUUCCCCUGGCUCCUGGUUCUCUAGCUGCCUCAUCACUCUGGUCAUCCUGCAGAUGCCUGCGCACCUGUCAGGAGAUGUCAGCAAGUUCCACCUCGCCCCGCUAGGGGCCACAGCCGAGCUGCUCUGCCCUCUGUCUCUCUGGCCGGUGUCGAUGCCCAUGCAGAUAAGGUGGCUGCGGCCCUCCCAAUCGCAACGCUCCCAGACUGUUCACGUGUUCCGGGAUGGAAAGGACAGGGAUGAAGAUCUGAUUCCGGAAUAUAAGGGCAGGACGACGCUGGUGAGAGACAUCCAAGAGGGAAAAGUCACUCUACAGAUCCGCAAUGUGACCCUUGAGGAUCGAGGUCCAUACCAAUGUCAGAUCCAGGUCGGAAACCUGAGUCGAGAGGGGACCGUGACUCUUCAGGUUGCAGUUCUAGGUUCUGAUCCUUACAUCCACAUGAAGGGCUACAAUGCUGGUUGGAUCCAGCUUGUGUGCAGGUCGGUGGGAUGGUUCCCACAGCCUUGGGCCCAAUGGAGGGACCCGGAAGGCAGGAGGCUUCUAUCCCUGUCUGAGGAUCACACCCUGGACGCAACCGGACUCUUCCGAACAGCAGUGUCCAGCAGAAUCAGGGACAACACUCUGGGGAACGUGUCCUGCACCAUCCGCAACAUGGUCCUUGGCCGAGAGAAGACCACAGCCAUGCUUAUAGAAGCCCCAUCCCCGGGAAUGCUCUCCUCCUCAGCAGUGGCUCUGGCUGUGGUCCUGCCUGUCCUGGGGCUCCUCAUCACAGUAGGCAUUUGCCUCAUCUGGAAGCAAAAAAGAUCAAGAGAGAAGCUUCUCUAUGAACAGGUGAUGGAGGUAGAAAAUCUUCUUGCAGACCAUGCAAAAGAAAAAGGAAGACUCCAUAAAGGCCUGAAGAAACUCCGGAUGGAACUGAAGUUGAAAAGAGCUGCAGCCAACUCAGGCUGGAGAAGAGCCCGGCUACAUUUUGUGGCAGUGACCCUGGACCCAGACACAGCACAUCCCAAACUCAUCCUAUCUGAGGAUCGGAGAUGUGUGAAGCUUGGUGACAGAAAGCAGCCUGUGCCUGACAACCCCCAGAGAUUUGAUUUCGUCGUCAGUGUUCUGGGCUUUGAGUACUUCACGGCUGGCUGUCACUAUUGGGAAGUGUAUGUGGGAGACAAGACCAAAUGGAUCCUUGGGGUGUGUAGCGAGUCGGUGAGCAGGAAGGGGAAGGUCACUGCCUCGCCCGCCAAUGGACACUGGCUUUUGCGACAGAGUCGUGGUAAUGAGUACCAAGCUCUCACCUCCCCGCAGACCUCCUUCCGCCUGAAAGAGCCGCCGAGGUGUGUGGGGAUUUUCCUGGACUAUGAAGCGGGAAUCAUCUCCUUCUACAACGUGACUGACAAAUCCCACAUCUUUACUUUCACUCAUAGUUUCUCUGGCCCCCUUCGCCCUUUCUUUGAACCUUGUCUUCAUGAUGGAGGGAAGAACAUAGCGCCUCUAAUCAUCUGUUCAGAACUCCAGAAAUCAGAGGACUCACUUGUCCCCAAGCCAGAAGGAAAGGGCCAUGCUAAUGGAGAUGUGUCCCUGAAGGUGAACCCUUCCUUACUACCUCCUCAGGCCCCAGAGCUUCCCCCAGGGAUGUCCUGGCCCUCUGACCUGGGCCCAGCCCUUCAGGGGCUCAAGGCUCCUUCUUUUUAGAACUGUGCCUUGUGUCCCGCUCCCAUGACAUCCAGCCCGGGGACUCUGGAUAUCAGUCUCUUGGUCCACACCUCAUCCUGCGACAUCUCUUCCCUUUAACUGAAAUCCAGAUCCUUGUGUGAUUUCAAUUUGUACCACUUCUUUUUUAGGGCUCAAUUCUGAACCCUGCCUUUCUUUUAGGGUUCCCAUAACCCUGAAAAGCAAAUGCUCAGUUUAGGUGAUGUUGAACAUGUGUCCUCAAGAUUCAGGGAAAGGGUCUUCUACUCAAGGGGAUAUUUUUGAGUACUUGCUUCUGAUUCAUCCUGCAUUUGGACUUUCAGUGAUGCAAUUAGAUCCUCAGACCCUGACUUCUUACUUAUUCUAUCAAGGAUUGUUUGCCCCUUACCCCACCCCCCACAACACACCUCUGGCCCCAUCCUUCUCUUUCUCACUCUCAGUUUAGACCUCUAGCCCGCAAAGUCAGGUUUUUAAAAAUAAUAAAAUCAUACACCCUUCCUUCUUUCUUCAGGAGCUGGGGUAGGGCAGAGGGGUCACAUAUGCCAUCUUUUUUUAUUUUCUUGAUAAUGUUUAUAACAUAGUUUGGAGACAUUCAGAGCAAAUGUACAUUUUUCAAAAGCCAAUUUACAUAUUGAGGAUAAUCAGGUACAGGAAUUUUAAAUACAGCAGCCAUAAUUCUGAGGAUCCUCAGAAGCACAGUUAGGAAGCACAGCUAUAACAGAGCAACUCAGCUGUGUGUGGCCUUGAACAGACAGAGACAGAGGAAUAGGUCUGUUGUGGCAGAUGAGUCAGAAGAGCCAGUCUGUUGCGUUGGCCAUUUUGAAUACUUUCCUGAGAUUCAGAGAGGCCCCAUGAGAAAAAAGUAACAGUUUUUUUUUUUCCCCCCACAAGACCAUUAUAAUGGAAGACUUGACUAUUUGUGCAGCAAACAGCCUCUUAGGUCAGAGAGUAUUGAUUUCAAAGAAGUUGUUGGUGGAUUCUUAUUCGAAAGAUAAGAAGGUGGAAGGAUAAAAUAAUGAAUCGGAUUUUGGGGAGUGAUAUGGCUUAUUUGUUGAGACACUGGCUAUUGUUUUGCAGAUGGAUAUACAGUGUGACCCAGAAUAAACUAGAUCUUUUUGUCUGUUUAA
This is a messenger RNA of Marmota monax (woodchuck), 3030 nucleotides long. RefSeq names its product erythroblast membrane associated protein (Scianna blood group) (gene Ermap). The record is from RefSeq and is a predicted model, not a curated record. Gene Ontology annotation, cellular component: external side of plasma membrane. Gene Ontology annotation, biological process: T cell receptor signaling pathway; regulation of cytokine production. Lineage: Eukaryota; Metazoa; Chordata; Mammalia; Rodentia; Sciuridae. The transcript is spliced from 12 exons. Bases 215 to 1906 code for a protein of 563 amino acids. Gene Ontology annotation, molecular function: signaling receptor binding.